AUGGGUGUCACCCCGAUCCACGUCAUCCACCCGCCCGGUCUCCCCGCCCUCAAAAUAGUCUUCAAAAAUGAGUCGGCGUCAACGACAGGCUCUCUGAAGCAUCGAUACGCGUGGGCGUUGAUGUCGUGGGCACUUCUGGAAGGACACGUCAAAAAUGGGACACAUGUGAUCGAGGCGUCUUCAGGGAACACUGCAUGCUCACUCGGAUAUAUGUGUCGGUUGUUGGGAUUGAAGUUUACCGCUGUGGUGCCCGACACUAUCGAACUUGUCAAAGUGCAACGAAUCGAGGAGCAAGGCGGAUCUGUAGUUCGGGUGCCGAUUUCUGAUAGGUAA
This is a messenger RNA of Caenorhabditis remanei, 333 nucleotides long. RefSeq lists its product as uncharacterized. The record is from RefSeq and is a predicted model, not a curated record. Bases 1 to 333 code for a protein of 110 amino acids. Gene Ontology annotation, cellular component: cytoplasm. The transcript is spliced from 2 exons. Gene Ontology annotation, biological process: L-cysteine biosynthetic process. Lineage: Eukaryota; Metazoa; Nematoda; Chromadorea; Rhabditida; Rhabditidae.